AUGGCGAACGAGUAUCACGGCUCUAAGGAGCACGACCUGAUAGCGUCCGUCAUCGGGGAGUUCCCCGCCAAGGUCGGCGAGAUCCAGAUGGUCCUCGCGGGCAAGCUCUCCGACGACUGCCGCGGGAGCGCGAGCCCCGUGUCGCCCAGCAGCGCCAGAGAGGAGGCGAGCCCGGAGGCCAAGAUUUCACAGCUGCAGAUCCAGACGAAGGUACUAAAGACGGAGAAGGAGGUCUUGAAGCUGCACCUGCAGGACGCGCGCGAGAAGCUCGCGGCAGCGGAGCACGCGGCGGGGACACACCACACGUCCGCGGCGCCCGCGGUGCCCGGGCGCGAGGAGCCCUCGUCCGCGCACGAGGCUCUAGAGGUGGUCCAGGAGCAGGAGGCCGAGGUGGAGGCCAAGCCCUCGGAGCCGAAGAAGAGCGCCACCAAGCUCUCCGAGGAGCUGGUGCGCCAUCCCAGCUUCGACGAGGACAACCUCAGGGACGCGAGGGCGUCACUGGCGUCACCCGCCCCAUCCACCCGCCGUGGCUCCCGGAGGAGCUUCGCCGCCGUCAGUGAGCUCGGGGGCGAGGCCGAGCUCCAGACGUUCGAGGCCCUGCCCCCGCAGACGCGGAAGCGGUCCAGCAUCAAG
This is a messenger RNA of Prorocentrum cordatum, 633 nucleotides long. NCBI's taxonomy places the organism in Eukaryota, Dinophyceae, Prorocentrales, Prorocentraceae. The record is from the annotation of a GenBank genome assembly.